AUGCUUGCUCGAUGUUCAAUCAUUACAAAACGUGCUUUUUCAAAAGAUUUUCUAGCAACAAGAUGGAAAAGAGCAGAUCCAAAUAGAUAUUGGCGUGUUCAACAUAAGCUACCUACAGAUGAUGAAGAACAUGGUCCAUUAGCAGAUUUACCUGAUUAUUCUUAUCUGAAUAGUGAACCAUCGCAUUUAUCUGCAGUACAACGUAAAAAAUAUGAUUUCAAUGCAUCGGUUGUCCAUCGCAUUCAUGAGCUCGAUAGUGAAUUAAAGAGUGCAAAAAAAUUGUAUGCAAAGAAAAUCGAAUCAACUAUGGCUGAGUACAAUAAAACUGUUCAAAUAGCUCAACACAUUAAAACGCCAUCUUCAUCAACAAAAUCAACAAUUGAAUCGUUAGGUAGGAAACCAACACCGUCCAUUACUUAUCCUAAUGAGUAUUCAUUGCAACCAAAUUUACUCAAUGCUCUUCGUAAAACAACAACAUACAAUGAAGCUUAUGAAGAAGUUGUUGACCCUGUUGGUGCUAUUAUACCCGAUAAACUGAUGAAUACCGAACGUCCACCUUACAAACAUACUGGUGAACGACGGCGUUAUCAUAAAAUAUUUACACUUCGUACACCAAAACUUCGUAUGUUUCCUCGAUAA
Messenger RNA from Rotaria socialis, 639 nucleotides. The record is from the annotation of a GenBank genome assembly. Lineage: Eukaryota; Metazoa; Rotifera; Eurotatoria; Philodinida; Philodinidae.